AUGGACCAGUUCGAGGAACGUCUUCUAGCGGAGGAAGUACGGAAAUACGAACAUUUAUACAAUCCAUCUUUAAAGAAUUAUAAAGAUGCCCAGGUCAUUUACAACUCCUGGAAGGAAAUAGCCCGUAUUUUGGAAGUGGAUGUGGAGAAAUGCAUGAAGAAGUGGAGGAGCAUGCGGGACAAAUUUGUCCGAAUGAAAAAAAACUUGAGGGGCACCAGUGGCGAUCCAGGUGGCAAAAAGGUUCCAGCUUUUUAUGUUUUGCUGUCGUGGUUGGAGCCGCACAUAAAGCAUAGACCCACAUCUUCAAAUUUCAAGGCCCCAACUGAACCACCUCAGGACCAGGCCUCAUGUGGAUCCUCACAGGAUGAGGCCCCAUCACAACUUCAGGGGUCUUCACUGCCUGCCUCUCAACAACAGCAGGAUGAGUCCUCACCGGAUCCUGUGUCAUCACAUUCCUCAUCAGCAGUAGCGGUUUUAGGCACGGCUUCAUCAAAUUCAUCCCCAUCUCUCCAUGCCUCCCUUGCCCGAGAAUCCGUUUCAACGGAUCAACAAACAGCCAAUGAGUUGCUAGAGUCCACCAGCACACCACGACCUGCUCUCAAAAAGAGGCGGCGCCAGCAGCAUGUGGAUGACAGCUUUUCUGAACAGAUGGCCCGAAUUGACAAACGUAGGAAAGAACUCAGUGAGAUACUGCAGAAGGAUGAUGAAUAUGACAGGUUUGGGCAGGUUCUAGCGGACCUACUGAGGAAGGUCCCUGAACAUAAGCAGGUGGUGGCCAGGCGCAACCUUUUAGCAUGUGUGUGCGACCUUCUGGAGAAUUGA
Nothobranchius furzeri (turquoise killifish) is the source of this 822-nucleotide messenger RNA. Lineage: Eukaryota; Metazoa; Chordata; Actinopteri; Cyprinodontiformes; Nothobranchiidae. The record is from RefSeq and is a predicted model, not a curated record.